Molecule: messenger RNA, 1296 nt
Organism: Hibiscus syriacus
Lineage: Eukaryota; Viridiplantae; Streptophyta; Magnoliopsida; Malvales; Malvaceae
Product: interferon-related developmental regulator 1-like
Exons: 9
Coding region: 166-1296 (376 amino acids)
Source: RefSeq, a predicted model, not a curated record
UCGUCGUCAAUUGUCUUCGUCGUCUUCGUUGUUUUGUUCGGGUCUUCAGUUUUGCUUUGUUCGUUGUUUUUUAGAUUCCGAGUCAUUUCAUCAGAUUCUUGGUCAAUCUCGUACCUGUUUCUGAAAGAACAAGAAAAAAAAGAAUUCUAAAGAGGCUUCAGCAACAUGAGAAAACGUAGAGUUCAGCGUAAGAAUUCGGCGAUGUUAGAUAGUGACGAUGAUAAUUGUAAUGUAAUUUCAUCAUCGUCCGUUCGUUCCGAUCAAAUGUCCCUUUCUGGUACCGAAGAGGCAGUGUUCUAUAAGGAUAGUUUACUUGAUGAAGCAGUCGACGCUUUAUUCGAGAAGAGGGGUUCGACUCGAGAGAAGGCUUUGGAAGUGAUUAAUGCAGCAUUUAGUUUCAACCUACAGAAUCAAUUUCUCGACAAUAAAUUUGCUACAGUACUUCAUCAGUGUCUGAAUUGUAUCAAGAAAGGGUCCAGCAAAGAGAUAGCUUUAGCAUCCCGUACUGUUGGUUUGUUGGCUUUAACUGUCGGUCCGGGAGAUAAUGCACACAAAAUAUUGAAAGAAUCAAUCGACCCUCUUUCACAGGCUUUUAAAUCCAGCUCAGAAUCUUCUAAGAUCAUUUUGUUACUCAACUGUCUGGUGGUAAUCACUUUUGUUGGGGGGAAUGAUCCUGAGGAAAUAGAAAAUUCAAUGCAAAUUAUGCAGCAAUUAGUUCACUCGAAAUCAAGCUCUAACGUUAGUACUGUCAAACCCACUGCUGCUGUAAUAACAGCGGCUGUGUCUGCCUGGUCAUUUCUCUUGACAACCAUGGAUGGAUGGAGACUCGGUCCUAAACUAUGGAAAGGGUUAGUGACCUAUUUGUCUAGUUUGCUAGAUAAAGAUGACCGAUCCGUGCAAAUUGCUGCUGGUGAAGCACUGGCACUGAUUUUUGGGAUGGGAAGCUUAGAGAAGCUUGCAGGUGAAGCUAAAGGUUCAUGUGAUGGCUCAGUUUCAGAAGGAAAUAAAUCAAAAGAAGGAUUCUCACAUAUACAUGGAUUGAAGGAAAAAAUUCUAAAUCAAGCCCGAGACCUCUUUGUGGAAGGUGGUGGUAAAAGUUCUUCCAAGAAAGAUCUUAAUAACCAGAGGAGCUUGUUUAAGGAUGUUUUGGAGUUCCUUGAGUAUGGUUAUUCUCCGGAGACAUCGAUGAAGAUUGGUGAGGAUACACUCCAUACGUCAACAUGGUCUAAGUUGAUUCAGGUUACUCUUCCUCUUCUAAUUCUCCAAUUUAUGUCAGUUGCAUGUCAUGGAUUUUGA